Bombus pyrosoma is the source of this 1051-nucleotide messenger RNA. RefSeq lists its product as uncharacterized. NCBI's taxonomy places the organism in Eukaryota, Metazoa, Arthropoda, Insecta, Hymenoptera, Apidae. The coding region runs from base 135 to 842 and encodes 235 amino acids. The record is from RefSeq and is a predicted model, not a curated record. The transcript is spliced from 5 exons.
UAAACGGAAAGCUUAUGAAAAAGAAGUGAGAACAGAUUUUUCAAAAGCGGCGUUAAAAACAUUAAAUUAUUUCCUUUAGAUUCAGAAUAUCUUUCUAAUCAUUUUGGGUUUAUUUUUCAUAUAAAUUUUUAUAAAUGGCAAACAUAUUUAAUUUGUUCGGUGAAGUAUCGGAACUUCACAAAGAUCCAACUAUGAAGCCUUUGGCAAGAUCAAAAACUUCUCUUGGUACAAAUGAUACUCCUCUGAAAAAUGUUAGCCGAUCAAAACCAAAAGGAUUGUCAAUUAGAUCUAAAUCUGACUUAAAUGUUUCUACUACUGUACAAAGUAGUACUCCCAGUAAACAACAAGAAUUAUUAAAGCCUAAACUAACACAGUUAGACGACAGUUGCCAAGUAAUAUCACUCAAGAGAAAUAUUUUAUUAAAGAAACCAACUGUAUCUUACAACAGAAUGAAGGAUGUAUCUCCAAAAAAAGUAUCUAAUACAAAAAAUAUAAAAUUACCAGAAUCAUAUGGUGAAAGUAUUUUUAAGAAACCAUUACCAUUAAAAAGUUACAUUCACAAAUCAUACCCAGAGCCAGAAAGUCUAGCACCAUAUUAUGAUAUGCAGCUUGAAUUUGAUGAUAUUUAUACUAAAACUAUAGAAAAUGAAUUUAAAGAAUUUCAUAUAAAGAAGGAACGUGAGACAGUACCUUAUGAAGAUGAAGGAUUUGAAUCAGAUCUGGAACAAAUUGAGAUUGAAAUGCCAGAAUUAUGUAAAUCACCUGAAAUAUUUGAUGAAGAAUGGAUACAAUAUAAAAAUCCUAAUUUACCAGAACUAUCAGAUGAUGAUGACAAAAUUUAAAUACACAAAUGGAAUAGUUAUCUAACUUAAGAGUGGCUUUAAGUUUCUGGAAUUAUGGAAUUUUUGAAUAAAAUAAUCUAAGAAUAUUGUAUUAUGUUAAACUAUAUAAGUACAUUAUGAAGUCGAUUUUAAAUAGAUGAUUAAACAUAUAAGUUAAAAAGAAGAUUAAGAAUAAGUAAUAUAAUAAAAUGUACCUUUGAUACAUGAUA